CGUCGCUCAUUUCUGCUCAGUCUGUCUGUGAGUCGUUUUUUCUCUGUUAGAGAUCAGUGGAAGCUAUCAUAUACUGAACUUAUUCAUCUUUAAUUUAAAAAAGAAAGAACCAAGUGGGAAAUCGAGUAAGAUGGGAAAAGUUCGAGGCGGAAUGAAAUGCGUUAAAUAUCUCCUUUUUAUAUUCAACUUAAUAUUUUGGAUGAUCGGCUCGUUGGUGUUGGCGGUUGGCCUGUGGUUGAGGUUUGACUCGAAAACCACAUCGCUGCUGAACCAAGAGGACGCUCCCACUGCCUUCUUCAUUGGCGUUUAUAUCCUGAUCGGCGCCGGGGGUCUGAUGAUGCUGGUGGGCUUCUUUGGAUGCUGUGGCGCCGUCCGCGAGUCCCAGUGCCUCCUAGGCUCUUUCUUUGCCAGUCUCCUGGUCAUCUUCGGCGCGGAGAUCGCCGCUGGUGUGUUCGGGUUUUUGAACAGGGACGUGAUAGUGCAGGAAAUUCAGGAGUUCCACAAGAAUGUUGUUCGAAAAACCAAUACGACCACACAGCUAUGUUGCAAUUUGUCUAAGAACUGCAAGGACCUCGAGGCCUGUAACACAGCCAUCGGCGCCUUCUUCCAGAACAACCUGUACAUCGUUGGCUACGUGGGGAUCGGCAUUGCUGGCGUCAUGAUCAUUGGCAUGAUCUUCAGCAUGGUCCUGUGCUGUGCGAUACGAAACAGCAGAGAGGUCUUCUAGACAUCUCCCUCCACCUACCCCCUCCCCUCGUUCCCGGAUCCCAACGGACGGAACCAUCACAAACGGCACCUGUUCAGCUGGGUCGCCCCACUGGAGUCGGAUGAAGGAUUUACGGGGGGGGGGGGGAGCACUCCCCGCUGCUUUAAAGCCCACGCAGGAAGUCCACCUGCCUAAUUUCAAUCCUCUGCAGUUUCACGACUUUCACGCCACUGUUAGUGUGGUGUCUUGGUCCCUUUUCCGUUCCACGUCGACUCCAGUAUGUUCCCAGCCUGAGAAAGGGGUCGUAACUCACUGUUACUUAUUAAUCCCCAGUCCUGGCCUGUUGCCCUCCUCAGCAUAGCCGGCCAUUUUCUAGUCUCUUCACCUGAGGCGUCUCUGCUAAACGUGUAAAGCUGUGCUGUGGUGAGGCUCAGUCUGCCUCUGUAAGCAGAGACUCACACUCAUGCAGAUGCUCUUUCUAAGCUGAAGUAUGACUGCUGUGUUAUUCCCGCAGUAAUAGCCCCAUACCAGCCUACUGACGCCCCCUUCAGAAAUGCAGCUGCCCUGCAGCCUGGCGUUUGAGAGUCACCCCCACCCCUGUGUCCACCUGGGAGUAUGGAAAAGCUUUUUGCCUGCAGCUGGCGUGUC
Brienomyrus brachyistius is the source of this 1354-nucleotide messenger RNA. RefSeq names its product CD9 antigen-like. The transcript is spliced from 8 exons. Bases 131 to 727 code for a protein of 198 amino acids. The record is from RefSeq and is a predicted model, not a curated record. Gene Ontology annotation, cellular component: membrane. NCBI's taxonomy places the organism in Eukaryota, Metazoa, Chordata, Actinopteri, Osteoglossiformes, Mormyridae.